Echinops telfairi (small Madagascar hedgehog) is the source of this 402-nucleotide messenger RNA. It is a transcript of the gene SH2D1A, whose product is annotated as SH2 domain containing 1A. Gene Ontology annotation, biological process: cellular defense response; cell-cell signaling. Bases 1 to 387 code for a protein of 128 amino acids. Lineage: Eukaryota; Metazoa; Chordata; Mammalia; Afrosoricida; Tenrecidae. Gene Ontology annotation, cellular component: cytoplasm. The transcript has 4 exons. The record is from RefSeq and is a predicted model, not a curated record.
AUGGAGGCAGUGGCCGUGUAUCAUGGCAAAAUCAGCCGCGAGACCGGGGAAAGGCUCCUGCUGGCCACGGGUCUGGACGGCAGCUAUUUGCUGAGGGACAGCGAGACCAUCCCGGGUGCCUACUGCCUGUGUGUGCUGUUUCAAGGUUACAUUUAUACGUAUCGAGUGUCCCAGACAGAAACCGGUUCUUGGAGUGCUGAGACAGCUCCUGGGGUACAUAAAAGAUUUUUCCGGAAAAUAAAAAAUCUCAUUUCAGCAUUUCAGAAGCCCGAUCAAGGCAUUGUAAUACCUCUGCAGUAUCCAGUGGAGAAGAAGCCCUCUGCUAGAAGCACACAAGGUACUACAGGGAGAAGAGAAAGCCCUGAUGUCUGCCUGAAAGCACCGUGAAGAAAAAGAAAGCAC